AUGAAGCUAAAUAUAGUGUCGUGGAAUGUAAGGGGGCUGAAUUGUGCUAAGAAAAGAAACAUGAUCAAAAACAUAUUACUUACUUGGAAGGCAGAUGUGGUAUGCUUCCAGGAAAUGAAAGUGGAAGGGGAAAUUACAGAAAUAGUAAAGGAUGUAUGGGGGAAUAGAUGGGUGAGUUAUGUACAAUUAGAGGCAAGUGGAACUAGGGGUGGAAUUGUUAUAAUGUGGGAUAGAAGGGUCUGGGAAGGAACACUCAGCAGUGUGGGAGCUUACUCUGUUUCCUGCAGUUUCUCAGGGAUAGAUGAAGAUUUCAACUGGCAUAUUACAGGAGUCUAUGCACCAAAUGAUAGAGUGGAGAGGGAAGAGACUUGGUGGGAGAUUGGAGCAGCUAGAGGGUUAAUUUCAGGCCCGUGGGUGCUGUGUGGAGAUUUCAAUAUUGUCAGACAUCCUUCGGAGAAAAAAAAUUGUGACAGAAUCAGUAAAGCAAUGACGGAUUUCUCUGAUUUCAUUGAGGAUAUGGAAUUAAUAGAUCUGGAAUUAUCAGGGGGAAAUUUCACUUGGAAGAAAGGAGACAGAUUCACAAUAGCAGCAAGAAUUGACAGGUUCCUCUUUUGUGAAGAAUGGGAUGCAAACUUCAGAAAUAUUAAACAAUCCAUUAUUCACAGAGUGACCUCUGAUCAUUCGCCUAUAAUGUUGCAAUGUGGAGGUUGGGAAACUACAAAUUCUUACUUUAAGUUUGAAAAUUGGUGGCUGGAUACAGAAGGGUUCAAUGAAAGAGUGAAGGGGUGGUGGGAUUCUUUCAACCACAGUGGGAAACCUGAUUACAUUCUGGUAACAAAGCUAAAAGCUUUAAAGGGGAAAUUGAAAGAAUGGAGCAAGACAACACAAGGCAAUCUGGGAAUUCAAAAGCAGAAAGUGUAA
Lycium barbarum (goji berry) is the source of this 921-nucleotide messenger RNA. RefSeq lists its product as uncharacterized. NCBI's taxonomy places the organism in Eukaryota, Viridiplantae, Streptophyta, Magnoliopsida, Solanales, Solanaceae. Bases 1 to 921 code for a protein of 306 amino acids. The transcript has a single exon. The record is from RefSeq and is a predicted model, not a curated record. Gene Ontology annotation, molecular function: catalytic activity.